Molecule: messenger RNA, 1320 nt
Organism: Lactuca sativa (garden lettuce)
Lineage: Eukaryota; Viridiplantae; Streptophyta; Magnoliopsida; Asterales; Asteraceae
Source: RefSeq, a predicted model, not a curated record
AUGAAGCAAGUGAAAGCAACUUGUGAAAGCAACUUACAAAGACCUAAUCCUAAUGAAAGUGGUGAAAAAUGCUCACAAAUACCAAUCGCCAAUCAAUCAAUCCCUUCCGUUUCUAAUCCUAAUGCAACUCCACAAACACCAAUCACCAAUCAAUCAAUCCCUUCAGUUUCUAAUGCAGCUCCACAAACACCAUGCUCUAACCAACCUAAUGAUAAUGUUGAAUUGAAAGAUCUUCCAAAGGACCCAACGGAUAGGCCAUUGAUUACAAGUUACAAAUCAAAUAUAAGAGAUGAUGUAAGAAGAGCAUAUUUGCUUCGAGGACCGUGUCAAUGCAUAUUGUUUAUAUUGUUAUUUGUGUGGGGACCUCAUGGGACAAAAGGAGGGAGAGAUGCAUUUGUUUCCCAAGGUUUUGUUACUUGGAAUAAAAAAGAUGCAUUUCAGACUCAUGUGGGUGGUGUGGAUAGUUUUCACAGCAAAGCAAGAGAAAAGUGUGAGUUUUUUAUGAGGGAAAAACAAGCAAUUAAUGUAGUCUUGAAGAGACUUUUAUUGAAAACCGGUUUACCGCUUCAUGGUCAUGACGAAAAUGCUCCUAAAAACAAUCAACAAAUUUCCCCUAAAAUUCAAAAAGAACUUGUGCAAUUUUUUGCACAAGAAGUACUUUUGAGUAUUCGUGAAGAGAUUAGUCAAGAUGUUUUUGCUUUACUAGUUGAUGAAUCUAGUGAUGUUUCAAAAAAGGAACAAAUGGCUAUUGUUUUGCAUUAUGUCGAUAGUCUUGGCUUUGUGAAAGAAAGAUUCAUAGGACCAGUGCACAUGAAGGAUACAUCUUCUUUGACCCUCAAAAACGCCAUAAAUGAAGUACUUACAAGUAAUAAGUUGAGUUUUAGUCAUAUAAGAGGACAAGGUUAUGAUGGGGCUAGCAAUAUGCGAGGGGAAUUCAAUGUUGUGGCUGUAGCAAAGAAGCAUGGUGGUGUUAGUGACUUUUUUGAGCAAAUUUCGUUGGUGGUUAAUGUUGUUUGUGCCUCGUGUAAAAGAAAAGACUUACUACGAGAGCAAGCAAGAGAAAGGGUGCAAAAAGGCUUGUGUAGUGGUGAACUUGAAACCGGAAGAGGGUUAAAUCAAGAGACUACACUUGUUCGAGCGGGAGAAACAAGAUGGGGUUCACAUUUCAACACACUCACAAGUUUGAUGAAUUUGUUUGCGGAUGUUCUUGUAGUUUUAGAUUUUGUGAAAGAGGAGGGAGGGUCAUUGGUAAACCGUCAACAAGAAUCUGGAAUCUUAGCAUAUUUGAAUCAUAUGACUUCAUGUUUUACUUACAUAUGA